GCGCUUCAGGUCAGUGGGUCCGCGCCCCGGAGACAUGGCCGUGCUGGGCGUGCAGCUGGUGGUGACCCUGCUCGCCGCCACCCUCAUGCACCGGCUGGCCCCGCACUGCUCCUUCGCACGCUGGCUGCUCUGCAAUGGAAGCUUAUUCAGGUACAAGCACCCCUCGGAAGAGGAGCUGCGGGCACUGGCCGGGAAGAAGCCCCGAGGCCGGCGGGAGAGGUGGGCCAAUGGCCUUGGUGAGGAGAAGCCCCUGUCUGUGCCCCGAGACGCCCCUUUCCAGCUGGAGACCUGCCCAGUCACAGUGGUGGAUGCUCUGGUGCUGCGCUUCUUCCCCGAGUACCAGUGGUUCGUGGACUUUGCCUUGUACGCGGGUGGCGUGUACCUCUUCACCGAGGCCUAUCGCUGCACGCGGGGCGCGGCCGGCGAGCCCAACAUCGCGCUGCUCUGGUGUCUGCUCUGUGUGGCCUUCUCUCUCAAAAUGCUCCUGACGGUCACGCGGCUGUAUUUCGGGGCGCAGGAGGAGGGGGAGCGCUCCGUGUGCCUCACCUCCGCCUUUGUUUUCCUGCUGCUCGCCCUGCUGGUGCAGGUGUUGCCUGACACCACCCUGGAGCUGGGCCUGGAGCCAGGCAUGGCCAGCAUGACCCAGAACCUGGAGCCACUCCUGAAGCCUCAUGGCUGGGACUGGGCGUUGCCUCUGGCCAAGCUGACCAUCCGUGUGGGGCUGGCCGUGCUGGGAUCCAUGCUGGGCGCCUUCCUCACCUUCCCGGGACUGCGACUGGCUCAGACCCACCGGGACGCGCUGGCCAGGGCCGAGGGCCGGCCGCUGCUGCAGCUGUUCCUGCACCUGAGUUUCCUGUCCCCCGUCUUCAUCCUGUGGCUCUGGACCAAGCCCAUCGCCCGAGACCUCCUGCAGCAGGCGCCCUUCGGGGGUACCACCGUCUCCCUGCUGUCGGACGCGGCCUUCGACUCGCUGCGCCUGUGGGUGCUGGUGGCGCUGUGCGCGCUGCGCCUGGCGGUGACGCGGCCGCACCUGCAGGCCUACCUCUGCCUGGCCAAGGCCCGCGUGGAGCAGCUGCGGCGGGAGGCCGGCCGCAUCGAGGCCCGCGAGGUCCAGCGGCGGGUGGUGCGCGUGUACUGCUACGUGACGGUGGUGAGCCUGCAGUACCUGACGCCGCUGGUGCUCACGCUGCACUGCUCGCUGCUGCUCAAGACGCUGGGCGGCUACUCCUGGGGCCUGGGCCCCGCCUCCCCGACACCCCUCGCCUUGUCCUCGGGGUCUUCAAGCACCGAUGCACAGCCGGACCCCACGGGAGACGAGAUCCAGCGGACGGCGGAGCACAUCGCCGGGGCCCUGGGUGGACUGUUCACGCCGCUCUUGCUCCGCGGCAUCCUGGCCUUCGUGGUGUGGUGGACAGCGGCCUGCCAGCUGGUCUGCAGCCUGUCGGGCCUGUACCUGCAGCAGCACAUGGCUGGCUGCUAGUGGACUCCGCCAGGGCCCUCUCAGAGAGGUCCAAGUGCCUCGG
Messenger RNA from Suncus etruscus (white-toothed pygmy shrew), 1523 nucleotides. It is a transcript of the gene TMEM161A, whose product is annotated as transmembrane protein 161A. Bases 35 to 1480 code for a protein of 481 amino acids. NCBI's taxonomy places the organism in Eukaryota, Metazoa, Chordata, Mammalia, Eulipotyphla, Soricidae. The record is from RefSeq and is a predicted model, not a curated record. The transcript has 12 exons.